This is a messenger RNA of Brassica napus (rape), 2820 nucleotides long. RefSeq lists its product as uncharacterized. Bases 411 to 1052 code for a protein of 213 amino acids. The transcript has a single exon. NCBI's taxonomy places the organism in Eukaryota, Viridiplantae, Streptophyta, Magnoliopsida, Brassicales, Brassicaceae. The record is from RefSeq and is a predicted model, not a curated record.
UGUGACUUUUGAUAAAACAUUAAGUGCUAUUUUUGUGAUUUUUGACCUUGAGUGCUAGUUUCGAAACAAAAAUUUGAUUUAGUGAUAUUUUUGUCUUUUUCUCAAACACUUUUGUGUGUAUAUGGUACUUGUAUAUGAAAGUUUCGAUAAAAAAUAGGUGGUUUACCCUUAGUCUUAAUUGUAAACUUUAUUUCUCCGAAUAGUCUUAAUUGUUUAUUCAUUGAGUAUUAUCAAACGGAUAAGUACAUACUGACUUAGUUAUUUAUCAUUUAUUUGUCAGUUGUGAUCUUGUGAAGAUCUCUCUAUACUGCAUAAUCUAAAACCCCUCAAUAACCUAAUUCAUUGAGUAUAUAUACACGUAUAAUAAGUUACGAUAAAACAUAGAAAGAGGGGAGAAUAUAUAUUAUACAAUGGAGAAUAUUGAAAUGAGUAGAAGAGAUGUGAUUGUAUUCAGAGGAAUAUGGUAUGUAAUGACUCUACUCUCGCUCUUUGGCCUCUCCGUAUCACUCAAUCUUCUGUGGCCACCUGGGGGAAAGUCACCAGCAUCUUCUCGUUUCCUCAGGGACGGCGCUGUGAGUGCCACAACAUUCUAUGCAGUGACGGUACUCAGGUAUCUCUUAUUCACCGAUCCUCCUUCCACUAAUGGUUACAAGGAUUUUACUACAGAGAAAGAGAGGAUUCCUCAACUCGUCUUUGCGGAGCUUGCUUUAUUGGUGUUACUGGUAUCUCCGCUAUUCUAUUCGGAUCAUGACGUAUCGUUUGUGUUGUACAUGUCGUUAUUCACCAUAUCGUUGUUCAUCGGUGGGACAGGUCUGAUUCAGCUAUCAGAUAAAUUUAGGAUGGAGAUGAAACAUGCUUAUAUCACGCUUCUCUGCGGUUUGCUGUGUUGGCUUUUUGGGAUUUAUUUUUCUAUUUACGGCGAACACAAUUCGGUAGUGACAAUGAUUCUUCUCGUAGUUUAUUCUAUGUUUGUCAUGUUUAUCUAUAUUUAUAAUACUUACAACAGAGAGGAAUUCCCUAUGAAUUCCAGGGUUUCCCCUCUUCCUGCUUAAUUCUCUUGCUCAGGAGAUAAGUGUUUCUUUAUUGACUUGGUAUGACUAUAUAGUGAUCCCCCAAGAAAGAUACAAUAUUGUAAUUUUUACUCUAAUAAUUAAUGGAACCAAUCAAGUUAGAUAAGCUUCUUCUUGAGGAAGAAGCGUUUGAGAUGCCAAACUUGAAAAAGCGAAACUGUAAUAGAGAGACCUAAUGACAUAAAGCUAAACUGUGCAACCCUCUUGUUAGUCUUGUCGUUUACUUCCCUCAUAUAUGCUUCCCUGCACAAUAUUUUUAUAAUUAGCAAAGAUUCAUCAAAAGAGAGAGAGAUAAGAGUUUUAAGAUUUCAAACUGAGAAGAUGGUGUAAAUAACCUGACUCUUAGAUAGAUAAUGUUUGCGCUAAUUUCAUUAACACAUUCUUCAGAUUUUCGAAGCUCAAGCUAUUCAUCCACACAUGUGUUUUAAUUUGCAGAAAAUAUUGUAUUAUAUGAAUUAUGAAUUAAUUGUGCCUCGAUCUUUUGUUUCUUGGCAACAGCAUCCCAGUCUUUGGUUCGAAUCCCCAUCUUCCAGUCAAGACUGACUAUAGCAGUGCCAUUGACUGUGUAAUGUGACUGAUCAUGAUGAGACGACAAACAAGCAAAGUAUGUUCCUGUCUCGCUCGUUGUAAACGCAAACUGACCAUGCGUCUCGUUUGUUUUUUUUGUAUAGUUCCUUCCCGUUAGGUGAUGAUACCUGUAACCAACGCAUUACACACGCACUUAGAAUAUAUAUAACUUAGUCCUAUUUCUCUUACUCUACCAAUACUAGAAGUUAUAGAUAUAACAUUUGUAAACCGAUCAAUAUGUAGCACAUAUGACCCUGAUUAUGACCGGAGCUAUGACAGGUAUGUCGUGGAUCCUGCAUGCAUGUAAACACCUUUCCAUCCUUCUUAAACAUGUGACACUCAAGAAGCUUAAUAUUGGUAUAGUGUAAAGUUUUUGUUCUUAAACAUGUGACACUCAAGAAGCUUAAACAUGUGACACUCAAGAAGCUUAAUAUUGGUGUAAGACUUUCUUGUUGGUUGAGACGAAUUCAGAUUUGGCUAAGGAGAAAGCCAAGCUAGAAGAUAAAGUUGCUGAAACUCUUAAGUAUGCUUCAGAGAAAGAAGAAGAAGCACAACAGGCUGGUGCUCAACUUGCAGAGACUCAGAAGAAUUUGAGGAUGCUGAAUAAGGGACGAAUCAGCUAGAUCAUCUUCUCAGUAUGGGGCAAAGUGAUAGAUGUGGUCUUGGAUAUCAAGGAGAAUGUUUGAAAGCUGAAGGUGUUUUUGUAUCAGCAGAUAAAACUAAGGAUGUAGCUACGUCUGCUACAAAGCCUGAGGUUAAGAGUUUUGCUGGGAAUGCAACAAAUAGAAAGACUAUAGUGAAGCUUGCAACUGGUGUGAAGAAUGUGACUGCUACGCGUAGAUACAACUGAUAUGGUAUUGAAACAAUUAUUGCACGACGUCGUUUUUAUCGUUUCGAAUUGAAAAUAUAUAAAAAGACAUACCCGAGAUUCGAACCCUGGUCUCACUCAAGCAACAAAGGAAACACAAACCACCAUGCUACUGCAGCCAUAUCAUUAACGUAACAGAUUAUUAAUUACUUUAACACAUUUAUGAUCUUUUGAAAUAUAUUAAUAACUAAUAACUCAUAUAUCAUCUCAUCAUUAAAAAUUAUAUAAAUAUAUAUCAUAUUAAUGAAAAAAAAUAAAUAUAAUUACAAAUAUAAUUUUUACAUCAACUUAUAUAUUAUAUUUUUUAUACAUUUU